AUGAGGGAAUAUGAAGCAUUGGGACACAUGACAAAAUUCAGCGGUAGCGAAAUAGUAUCUCCCCAAUAUUUCAUCCCUCACCACUGUGUGCUACGUCCAGACAGCUCAACAUCAAAACUGCGAGUUGUAUUUGACGCAUCAGUACACAAAUUAUCAGGGCCAUCACUAAAUGACAUAAUGUUUAAUGGUCCAAAAGUUCAAGACGAACUGUUUUCGAUUUUGCUCAGAUUUAGAAUGCACAAAUAUGUUUUAAAAACUGAUGUGGAAAAAAUGUACCGUCAAAUAUGGGUUAACAAAGAUGAUCGAAAUCUGCAACUCAUAAUGUGGCGAGAAAAUCCCACAGAACCACUUAAUUAUUAUCAGUUGAACACAGUUACUUAUGGCACAAGAGCAGCACCAUAUUUAGCAACACGUUGUCUAACAAAAUUGGCGGAUGAAUAUCAAGGAAAUUAUUUAUAUGGCGCCACAUCUUUAAAAAGGGAUUUUUAUGUUGACGACGGUCUAAUAGGAGCUGAUACCAUCAACGAAGCGUUACUAAUUCAACAACAAUUAAUAACAAUUCUAGACAAGGCUGGAAUGAAACUAAAAAAAUGGUGUGCAAACAACCCGAAACUUUUACAUGGAAUCGCUACAGAAGAUCAAGAAGUAAAUCUCAAUUUUGAUUCCAAGGAAACCCAAUUCACAAAGACGCUGGGUCUUUUAUGGUUACCAAAGUCAGAUUCAUUUCGUAUCAAGGUUAACAUUCGAGACCAUAGUCACACAACAAAACGAUCUAUGAGCUCCGAUUUGGCACACAUAUAUGACCCCUUGGGUCUUAUUGGCCCAAUCUUGGUCACCGGUAAAAUCUUGUUGCAAGGAGCAUGGCAGCUAAAACUCGAUUGGGAUGAUGAUCUUCCGUCAGAAAUACGUAAACAAUGGACAUCGUAUAGAGAAGAUCUGGCCUUGUUGGACAAUGCAACAGUUGUGAGGCACGUAUUCAGCAGUCAAGGCUACAGCCAUGUUGAGCUGCACGCUUUUUGUGACGCCUCAGAAAAGGCUUAUGGUGCAGCAGUAUACAUUAGAACAUUAAGUGCUAAAGAAAUAUUACAAGAUCAGAAAGGAGUCGCAACAGUAAAAGACUUGCCUAAGCCAAAAAAUAUAAAAGAACUUAAAGCCUUUACAAACAGGGUCAACUUUUAUAACAAUUUCAUUCCAAAUGGAAUCGAAUCAAUUAAUUGGGGACCGCAGGAAAAAAAGCAUUUACAGCAUACAUUGUGA
Teleopsis dalmanni is the source of this 1257-nucleotide messenger RNA. RefSeq lists its product as uncharacterized. The coding region runs from base 1 to 1257 and encodes 418 amino acids. NCBI's taxonomy places the organism in Eukaryota, Metazoa, Arthropoda, Insecta, Diptera, Diopsidae. The transcript is spliced from 2 exons. The record is from RefSeq and is a predicted model, not a curated record.